Messenger RNA from Parnassius apollo (apollo), 1794 nucleotides. The record is from the annotation of a GenBank genome assembly. Lineage: Eukaryota; Metazoa; Arthropoda; Insecta; Lepidoptera; Papilionidae.
UUGAACUUAGCGGACGAUAGCUUCGUCGAAGAUGUCAAUGACGACCUAAAAUGUUUUUUAACAGAGAAAAAAGUUGACAGCGUGCUGGUGUUCCCACCGGUGAGCAACUACCGGCGCUUCCUGAUCCACCGGUGCGUGGAGCGCCUGGCGCGGCCUGACCUCGCCACAUUCUCCAUCGGGUUCAGCGACGAGCGGCGCACCGUCGUGUGCUACCGGGAGCGUCUCUUAAGUGAUGAAGCUUGCGCACGUCCAGCCAUGGGACUGACGGCGGCAAACCGCGAAGAUGCCCCGCUCACCGAUACACGCGCUGCGGUGGGGGAGUGCAGGCCUGCGCAAGCGCAGCGUCGACAGCCUCAGGAAAAGAUCAGGUCGGGAUCCGCGAAACCACGGCGUCCAGAUCGUGCGGUCUACGUGCCUAGAGCGUUGCGGGGAACCGACGCCAGCUCGUCCGACGAAGCGAAGGCUGACAUCCAAAGGCGGACUAGUCACAGCGCCGAUCCAAAGUGUCCAAAGUCCCCCGGCCCCAGGGACAAGUCGGUGCACGGAACGCCCAAACGUUCCAUAGACAAGAAUUUCUGCAACGUUUACACACCGCCACCGCUCAGGAACCAGAGAUCUCACACAGCCCCAAGUAUAGGCAACCGGGCGACGGCGAACGAUACAAACGAAUCUGUGCCUUCUGGCUGCCAAGUGCCAAAUAGUGAUAGUGCAAUAUCGUUUAGUGAUAAUAGUUAUAACGACGUAGAAGUAGGAGAGAGUUUUUAUAUAGGAGAUUAUUUUGCUAAUGGACAGCUCGGGUUCUUUACUCCGACUUUUUACGAGUACGCGGACAACCGAGAACUUGAAGACGGCAAUUUUGCAAAUGAAUCUAAUUUAAAUAUGGCGGAACAGGAAACUCAACAGAGGAUCAUAGACGGUGAUUAUAUUUACAGUAAAGAUGAAGACGCCGAAAAGAAUGAGUUGAAGAGAGCGUCGCUAGAGAUAAACAGAAGUAGCAAGAGGAUAAUUAAACAGAGCUUCGAUUCAGAUGUUCUCGUCAUAUCGGAUCCGGUGGAGGAGACGAAGGAGAAGGACGAAAAUGAGUUAAGCGAGGCGAAGGAGAUAGAAACGAAGACUAAACCAAAACUAGAGGCAAAAGUGUCAUUGAAACGCGAGGAUAACGACUGGGACGCGGUGUUCGAUGACAGUGGCGAAUGCUUAGACCCGUCUCUCCUCGAGGAGUUGACCUCAACGGUUGGGAAGGUGCAUAUAAGCAAAGCGAAGAACAGUUAUGAACAGUAUCAGACAAAAGGGCAGGCGUUGUUCAACGGGCCGUAUGAUGAGACGUUCGCCCAUGUGGUGGAGGUGUACGACUUCCCCAGCGAGUUCAAGACUAACGAUCUGCUAUCUCUCUUCAGUGAAUAUAAAGACACCGGGUUCGAGAUCAAGUGGGUGGACGACACGCACGCGUUGAUCGUGUUCAGCAGCGCUAAAAUCGCUGCAGAGGUGUUGUCAACUCAACGUCCGCUCGCACGCUGUCGGCCGCUACACGCCGCGACUCUGGAGUCCCGCAAUAAAGCCAAGAAAUGCGCCGAGUUUCUACAACCGUAUAGACAGCGUCCAGAGACUUGCACGGCGCUGGCGCGGCGGCUGGUGACCGGUGCGUUGGGCGUGCGCCUCAGCACGGCGCGCCAGGAGCGCGCCGAGGAGCGCCGCCUCAUCACGCUCGCCAGAGAGAAGAAACGUCAAGCCGCUUUGCAAAAGGAGGCGGCGUGGGAUGGCUCGCUCGCAAAUCAGUCCGUGGCCGACACGUGA